UUGCUCGUCGUCGAUUCGCGAACGCGACAUUAGUCAUCACCCACGCGCGCGAGUCGCCGUCAAUAAAAAAAAAGGGUGAGCUAGCAUGCGUACAGUGUACAGCGGCGCCAGUCGUCUUCGUCGAGGAGUAGGGGAAGCUCGAGUCUCCCUCUCGUCCUCUCUCUGCAGGCGAUAAAAAAAGAAAGACGCAACCGUCAGUCGUGUCGCACGCAACUGAGGAGAGAGACACAGUAGCAGAAAAUGAGCAGCAGCGAACGGCUGCUCCUCUGUGACGACGACGACGUUUUGAUAUCUGCGAAUCGUAGUGCUGCCCCAUGUCGCCUUUGUAAAUAAUUACCAUAGUGCUCUACAGUAGAGUGUGUAACCGAGUGAAAGAGACACGGGACGUGUUGUGCGCGAGUGUAAAUAUAUCAUAGCGACAGGAUGAGGGUAGCAGUCUUGGUACUACUCCUGUCUUUGGUGGCCAGGAACUGCGAUGGAGCUGCCACUGACAUUGAGCUUGAUGCCAAAGCCCAGUAUCUCCACAGACUCGACAGUCUCAAUUUGUUACUUUACACCUUUCUGCUGAUAGCCACUGUGCUAACGGUCUGGACCUUCAAGCACAGGAGGCUGAGGUUUCUGCACGAGACUGGACUCGCUGUCAUCUAUGGGCUUAUUGUGGGGGCGAUAAUUCGAUAUGGAUUUACGACGAGUAACACGAUUCAGCAUCUGCCGGUUGUGCCUGCAGCACCAUACAAUCAAUCCAUACCUCCGGACAUACUAUGGUUUCAAGUCUUCGAGAACAAGACCGGCGGCGGCUUCGGCAACAAAACCUACGCCUACUCUUUCCGCGGCGAAAUUUACAAGCAGGACAGCGAGAUUGACAAGAAGGCCACGUUCGAUCCGGAGAUAUUCUUCAACAUCAUCUUGCCGCCUAUAAUUUUCCACGCCGGAUACAGUCUGAAAAGGAAAUACUUCUUUCGAAAUCUCGGGGCGAUAUUGAUGUACGCGCUGGUCGGUACGACGGUCUCGUCUUUUAUUAUCGGGGCGCUGAUGUACGCGUUCAUGCAGCUGAUACCGCACCUGUCGACCUCCUUCACGUUUCUGGACACGCUGUAUUUCGGCGCGCUGAUAUCGCCGACAGACCCGCUGACCAUCAUCUCGAUAUUCAACGAUCUACACGUCGACGUGAAUCUGUACGCGCUCGUGUUCGGCGAGAGCGUGCUCAACGAUGCCGUGGCUAUCGUACUUAGCGGUGCUAUCCAGAAUUACGGCGAGCGUUACCUUACGCCAGGCUCAAACAAGUUCGAGUUGGUGGCCUUCUUCCAGGCGAUGGGCGACUUUGUCGGUAUAUUCAGUCUGUCGCUCUUCAUCGGCGCGACGAUGGGUUGCAUCACAGCCCUCCUUACCAAGUUUACGCGGGUUCGGGACUUUCCGCUCCUCGAGUCAGCUCUGUUUGUCCUCAUGUCAUAUAGUACUUUCCUCAUUGCUGAGGCUUCCGAUCUGACGGGAGUUGUUGCCGUUUUGUUCUGUGGGAUAUGUCAAGCCCACUACACGUACAAUAAUUUAAGUUCCGAUUCCCGUCAGAGGACGAAGCAGCUUUUUGAACUGCUCAAUUUCCUGGCCGAGAACUUUAUCUUUAGCUACAUAGGUGUAUCGAUGUUUACCUUCCCUAAACAUCACUUCGAUAUUGGAUUCAUAAUUUCAGGAUUCUUCUGCGCACUGCUGGGCAGAGCCGCAAAUGUGUACCCGCUUUCGUUCCUGCUGAACCUCGGGCGCAAGCCGAAGAUAUCUCUGAACUUUCAGCACAUGCUUUUCUGCGCUGGUUUGCGUGGAGCAAUGAGUUUUGCUCUGGCGAUCCGUAAUACUGUGUCUGAAGCUAGACAGGCCAUGCUCACAACCACGAGUCUUAUCGUCAUACUGACGGUCAUCUUCCAGGGUGGCAUGGCCUCCCAGUUCCUCAGCUGGUUCAACAUACCAGUUGGCGUAGAUGAAGAAGUAGAAGUAUUAUCACAUAACGGAGUCCGAAGUGUGUAUAACUCCAUGGACACCGCUGGGGUUCACCCAUCUAGACUAGAUCAAUCAACGCUGGACGACGCAGCCCCAAAAAUUAAAAGAAAAUCUCACGCAUACAGGAUGGAUAAGGCAAUACUAAAUCCGCACUUUUGUCCCGUUUCACAGUAUAAUUCUAUGCAGGACGGCUCAGUUGGAGUCGGAACCGGCGGCAAGCCCAACGAGAAGGCGCUGCUCGCGCGCAUCUGGGGCAACUUCGACACUAGGUACAUGAAGCCUCUGCUGACGCACUCGAGGCCGACGUUGCUCGAGACUCUACCCGUCUGCUGUACGCCUAUAGCCAGGCUCUUGACCACCACUCAGCAGAUGACGCAGGACGACAUGGGUCACAAGAUUGAUUCAGAUUCCGACCUGUGCCUGGACGAGCAAGAGUUCGAGAGGCGAAGAGCGAGCAGCCAACCGGUGAGUUACCAUCAGCCUAAUCUGAACUAUACAGUUAACCCGUGCUAUCAGCCUAACGGCACGGAACCGACCUCUGUCUCGGCAGCCUCGGCCGUCCCUUCUAACCGGGACGAGCCCUACGUUAUCCUCAACCUUAACAGGCGAUAAUUUAUUUCAUAUUCGCUCUUUAUAUACGACACCUUUAACAAAAAAAGUCCGAGAAAAAGUAUACAUGGGUAUACGAUAAUAACCAUCAUGUAGUCACUUAUACGGGCGAUUAACUCUUGCUUUAUAUUCUUUUGGCUGCAGUUUUUAUUGUUACCGAUGGACUGAUACUACUACUAAUUUUGCGAACAUUUUUUUUCUAUUAUAUACUGUAUACUAUACCUCCUUCACGAUGUAUGCCACUAACCCCGAGUUUAUUUAUAUACUUAUACUAUCUCCUUGUAUUAUCUUUUGGAUGCAUCCCUAUACUAAUGUGGCUGUACAUUUUAGCCUUAAUCGAUGUAAUCAGAGUUGGGCACGUUACCUCUUUCUUACAUACCUUCAACCCUGUUGUUCUCAAGGAGUUGUUUGCUCUUCAGUUUCUGUUUUAUUUUUAAUACAUAGAUAAGUAAUGUUUGUCUUGAGAAACGUCCAAGUUUACUAGCAUCCCUUAAUCAUUGGUAACAAUCAAACUAGUCCAUUUACGACAUAACCGCAUGAAACACAGAUGUAUAACGUAUAAUUAUAAUGUGAAUUUGGAUGUUACAGAGCGACAUCUUUUUCAUACCCGCAGUAUAAAGAUUCGCAUCGCUCCUUGAAGAACCAGACGAUAAGACUUAAAAACGGCCCAACUCUGAGCUUUAAACAAAAAAUAAGUUCGCGCGCGGGAAACUGCGACGCAGCGCACUUUCCUCCGCGCGACGUGUCACUUACGAAAUACAUGUUAAUCAUCAGUACUUUCUUUCCCAGUAACAAAGUGUAUACAUGUAAUGCCAAAGAUACACGCGUUGUGUAAAAAAAAGAAGCCGAAACUUAAAAAAAUAAUGCUGAACCGUGUAAGAGAGAGCUUACGAGAGGAUUAUAACGGAAAGUGCUUGUAUGUGUGUAUCCGUGUUCAACGAUUCAAACUGUGAUGAAAAAAAAAAUAAUAAAAAAAUAACGGUAACGAUAACUAACAAAAUCUUCUGUAAAUAUAUAGUAGACAGACGCCGCGUUGUUGCCUCGAUUUCCUGUCGGUCGCGAUGAUGAUGUGAGUCGGAGAGACGAGUUCUUUUUUUCUUUGUUUAUUUAUUGGACUGUGUGUGGGAACUGAGUGUGUGGCUAUACUGUAGCGAAACUUUUGCAUGACGGGCAAUCUUAUACACACGGAGAAGAAAGAUUCGCCACUUGAGUAAUAUCGUCAAGCUCUCUAGUCACUAAAGCGACGAUAUAGGUGCGCUGAAUGUUAUAUCGUAUAUACUGUGGUAUUGCGCCAGGAUUUUUCUCUCCGUGUAUACCUUACAUACUAAUUAUUUAUUCUUUCUUGGCUGUUGACGGUUGAGUUUUAGUAGAUUGUUUUAUUUUUUGUUUUUAUUGCUGCUUUGGUUUUAUAUUAACAUCUAAUACGUCAUCUAUAUCAUUUUGACAUAGCUAGUCCGAGUUUGUGUAUACUAACUCUCAUCAUUGGAACUAUAUAUAUAUACGAAACUCGAAAAUUAUGUUUAAUGUCAAUUGGAAAACACCGAAUGAGAAAUUUUCUCUCUAUACUGGGGCAACCUUUAACAGCUUGUCACGAAUUGUAUCUGUGCUUCUGUUUUGUCCGGAUUUUUCAUCAAAUAAGAAAUAAAAUAUGUCUAAUCGGUUUUCUUGUAGAAUAAAACCGUCCCCGUCGAUGACGAAGAGCUGAGAAUCAUUGGAGCCGAGGGAUAUAUUCCGUUGCGAACUUUGUGAAUCAUUUUCUCUUUUUUUAUACGAAAUCUGCAAGCAAGUUUUGUUAUUAUGCGCGUUGACGGACAAUUUUACGAGUCUGCGGACGUUGUAAAAUCGCUUGUGAUUGUAAAUAAGACGACAAUAGUAAUUGGAAUAAUAAGUAUUUACAGAAAAUCUUCACGCAUCGGGCUUUUGAAAAGGAGAAUACUUGACCGAACAUUAAGCAUAAUUUUCUCCCCUCAGUUUCUUCUCCGACAUAUACCUCACAUUCUAGUAACCAAUAUCCUUUUACCUGAGAAUGGCGCGUUUUUGUUUUAAUGACUGUUGCGUUGUUGUAACUUUUUUUUUUAAUAUCGAUGUCAUAAUUAUGUGCUUAGAUUAAUAAUUACAUAAUUGUAUACUCUCCUAGGAAGUAAGUCUUUGUUUACUUUGAUCUUUGUUUCAAAUCUAGAGCGAUAUCCAUACGACCUAUCAUAUGCAUGAGACCCCGAAGGACCGGUACGAAAGCUGGGCUUGAUGUAACGUAUCCAUACUUACGUCAAAGACACACAGAGACACGUCGAUUUAAGUAGUUUUUCUCGUAUACUGCAUUACAUCGCUGCGGAAUCUUGUUUUCUUUUUGCGUUAUAUAUCACAUAUUAUAUAUAGAUACAACGCACCGAAUCGUCCUAUUGUGUACGUAGUCGUUUUAGAUUGUUCCAAAGACGGUCCUCUAUCCGCAGAAUAGUGCAUACACAAAUAAUUCUGUGUUUAAUACUUUGGUGCAGGUCGAAAUCCAUCUUCUGUAUCAUGGGUAUAAGGCCUAUAACACGCUAUAUAAUAUACUGUUCUGUGGUAGCAGAGUCCGAGUCUGUAAAUAUACAUAGUCGGGUUUGCGGUGUUAUAUAAAUACGAUAUAUAUCCUGUACUAUGUAGCUCUGUAAAUUUUCGAAAAGUAACGUUAACAUGAUAAAAACUAUAUUUUUAGACGUGAACCGUAAAGUAAACCCGUAGUUCGUUCCUUUAUACAUAUAGUAUACCGUAAUGAGUUCCGAGCCAGCAUGAUUUGUCACACACAUACACUGCACACACGCACAUAUACCUCUAUAUAUAUAUAUAUAUAUAUAUAUAUAUAUAUAUAUACAUACCAUUAACAUAACACUCUUCUCGUACUGAUAUACCAAAAGCUCUUCUGCUCUGUCGCACGAUUUUCUUCCGCAACAUUUAAGUGCACAUUAUUCAAGAGACAAAAAAAACAACAUUUUCUCCCUUUGUUGGUUGGCAUAUUUGAUUUGUAAUAUGAUUUUGUUUUAAUGUUGUUCUUCACAGACACACGUAAGAGGCAUCAGUGACAGGUCGCACGUGUAAACCGAGGUGUCGAUCCUCCGGCGAACAUUGCCUUCGUCGACAUGUGUCGCGUGUAUUAUUAAUAUACCAUCUGAAAGAUUUUUAUUUUUUUUAUUUCUUCUGUCUUGAGCUAGAUAUUUAUAUAUUAUAGUCAGUGCACUGGUUCUCUUUUUGUUUCGCAUACGUUUGAUACGUGAAUCGUUACAUUAUAUUAUAUGCAGAGUUGUGCACGCUAUUAUUGACAUAGAGGGUAUAUAUACAAAUUUUUUUGUAAACUUGAGUGUGAAUUUUCUUUCCCCGUGACGAUGUAGUGCUUCAGAGUCUCUUUAUUUUUUUCUCUUCGAUCGGUGUGAUUACAAUUUUUGUUCUUCACGAUAUAAUAGCUUUGUUAUAAAUGAUGUAGUCGAGAGGACAGAGGGGAAGUGUAAAGUUAUAUAUGACGAGAGAUACGUUACUGCGUGCAAUAUUUAUUUAUUAACGCGACAAUCCAAACAGUUGUCCAUACCUUGUGUAGAAUCAAUCAGUAUUAAGUCCUCUUCCGGCAGGCUGAGAGUUGCCAGCUUCCUAUGUAUAUCUCUUAAAAUUUAUCGUAAGACCAUGUAUAUUGCAUAAUAUUAUAGUAAUCCACUCCUUAUUGCAUAAUUGCAAAGUACACGGAAAUACAUGUAGCGAAUUGUAAAGUCACUUCUUACCCUAAUUUUCGCUCUUUUUUUCUCAAAACUCCACUUUUGCUCCAUAUACGAAAUCUCGAGUAGAAAAAUAGAAGCUUUUGUAUACAGAUACGAUAAUAAACACGACGACAAUAAUUUGCGAAUGAAAAUCCAGAGUAUAACACGUAAGAAGUAACUUUUGCAAUCUCGAAUCGAUCCGCUGAAGCUAUACGCCCCCUUAUGAUUUACAGAAGGAUGGAAGUGAAAAAUUUGAAAAAUAAAAUGAAAAAUCGAUUGUACAUCGAACGUAUCUGACCCAAUGAUAUUGAUUGUUGAUAUAUAACGUAUAUGUGACUUGUGUAUUGCGUACACGCGGCGGAACAGCUGGAAACUGUGACAGGAGAGGUUGGUCCGGGACCAUUACCGCAGCAUACACGCGUCGAACUGCCAGGUUUCAUAGGCAGAUAUUUGUAAGCACUAUAUAGAUAUAAUAAUUAUUAUGUACUGUAUGAUUUAUUUUGAUUGAUUCGUUAGCGUCGUGUGAUUUUGAUUUAUGCGCUGCUAUAGAUUUUGUUUUCAGUGUUUAUACCGAAGUACCGGUGAUGAUUUUUACGCUCCAACGAUUUUUUAUUUAAAAAUUGAUUGCAAUUUUAUGAUAGAAGUCGAAUUCAUUUUUAGCACGAGAAAAGAAAUAAAUAUUUUAAAUUUUAUUUAUAAUCGUUUUAGUAGACUCAAUCGCCGGUACUUCGCCUAUGAUAAAAGAUCCUAAAAUAUUGUAUAUACGUCUUUGGGCGCAUAAUGGACAUAGAUGUGUUAUAAAUACCGUGUAAUAACUGUCAGAAUUGUCCAACGAUGUGACAACUAUGAAAAAGAACGUACACUCGAUCAAGUUCCAAUAGGACUCGAUCAUUCGUAUGAUAUUAGUCUACGGUGUAUGUUGUUUGAAAAAUAUGUAAAAACAGAUACAUAUACAACUAAAUUUAUGAUACAACAAUAAACGGACAUAGCCAUAACGUUAAUCUUGCGAAAAUUCGUUUCAAGAUACACCAGUACCGAACGCAGGAGCCUGGAUUCGAGCAAACAAGAUAACAGCAGAGGACUCUUCAAUCUAUAAUGCCAUGUGCAUAUAUGUAUUUUUUAAUUACAUAAUAUAAUAUAUAUACAGUGUGACUCGGGGUCGAUCUCGAUCCCGAGAAGCGAGAAAGAGGAUAUGAAAGUAAAAGAAAGAAAGGAUAUUACAGUGUAGAAACGAAAGAAAGCGUUUUAAGAGCGAGUACUAAUCAUUAUAAAUAUAGUAAAACAAUAUACAGUGCGCAGGCUUUAUUAUUUUGGUUGGCGCGUUCGCUAGCCCCUAAAUCGGCGAGUCGUGCGAAUAGAUAUUUUAUUUGAAGUUCGGCUGUGAAUGUCUCUUGUGAAAUCGUUUGUAAGUAUGCGAGUACAGAGAAAAACGAGGAUAAAGAUGUAUUUAUCAUUACCAGAGCGUAUAUGUAUUGUCGACUUUGAUAUAGAGACGCUCUUUGCCGAGCGUGUAUAUGUAUAUUGCGGUGUACAUUUAUUUUUCUUUUUUCGAUCGUUAGUUUUUUCCUUGUAUACAUCUUUCGUUUCUUGCGGUGUAGAGUUUAAAAGAAAGCCCUUAACUAAAUGUCUGUUUCUACAUCCAACACUAACACGCGAUAGUUAUGUGGUAUAACUAUUGAAUUAACGGUAUAACGUUGUGAUAUGUAAUACACGAUGCGGUGUUUAAUAAAAACUUUGUAAAAAUAA
This is a messenger RNA of Nasonia vitripennis (jewel wasp), 8066 nucleotides long. It is a transcript of the gene Nhe3, whose product is annotated as sodium/hydrogen exchanger 7. Gene Ontology annotation, biological process: proton transmembrane transport; sodium ion transport; regulation of pH. The transcript is spliced from 12 exons. Lineage: Eukaryota; Metazoa; Arthropoda; Insecta; Hymenoptera; Pteromalidae. Gene Ontology annotation, molecular function: sodium:proton antiporter activity. The record is from RefSeq and is a predicted model, not a curated record. Gene Ontology annotation, cellular component: recycling endosome; membrane. Bases 424 to 2601 code for a protein of 725 amino acids.